Fulvia fulva is the source of this 1665-nucleotide messenger RNA. RefSeq names its product Plastidal glycolate/glycerate translocator 1, chloroplastic. The coding region runs from base 1 to 1665 and encodes 554 amino acids. NCBI's taxonomy places the organism in Eukaryota, Fungi, Ascomycota, Dothideomycetes, Mycosphaerellales, Mycosphaerellaceae. The record is from RefSeq and is a predicted model, not a curated record. The transcript is spliced from 2 exons.
AUGUCUCGACACGACUCGAGGUCAAACCAUGCCGGGUGGAAGUCGAUUGUGACCGAUGUAGUGCAUACUGUCAGAAUCGUUUUCAAUCGAUCAUGGCGACGAACUCUUCAUGCCUGGCUUCUGGUGCCAUUCGGCCUUUGCAUUGUCCUCGCCAUCUGCUUCGGCUUCGAUCGACUGAUAUCCCUCACCUCCGUAUCCUUCCCAGCAUCAGUGGCCUGCAUGAUCUUACUCUUUUUCGCUCUGAUCCUUUCUUCGAUCGUGCUUGGGGAGCGAAGGACGAAGACUAUCGUGGAGUACAUCGAUGUGCCCUGCGGCUGGGCUUUGCGAUACAUCGGGAUCCUAGUCUGUCCAGGCUUCGUUGUGCUACCUCUCAGUCCGUCAAUCAGUGGCAUUGAGGUCGGAAAGAUCAUUGUUGUGACUGUGGUCGGCUGGAUCGUGGUGUUCUGCUUCACUGCUUACCUCGUGCGAGCAACGCUUCUGCUGCUUGGAGCGUCAAAGAAAGGGAUGACGACCAGAGCAGAAGAGCUUGGUCCCGAGCAGGAUGAGAUCCCGAUGACUGCACCUCGAAGUCUAAGUAGUAGAAGACGGCCUUCUUCCGACCAGGAAGAGGAGAUCGAAGAGCACGAGGAUGCGACAUUUUCGGCUACAUUGCUGCAGCAACCAGCACGAGCGCAGAAUCCGGAUGCGGUGUUUGGCACAGGAGGCCCUCCGAUACCAGAUGCAGACACAAGCUUACUGACUGAAGUCCGCCCGGUGUCGAUCCUGCGACAUGACGAUGUACCACGCACCAGACCCGAGCGGUGGACUGCGGUCAUCAGCGUUCACCUUGAUAUGAUCUCUUACGCCACGCUCUUUGUUGUGAUAGGCAUCCCGAUCUAUUAUGCCGCAGGCUAUGCAAUGCCGAUUCAGCUCUGCCUGAACGUACUCACCUACCAAGCCGCCGCCAGUAUGCCUGGACGCUGGCAGCAGUACUUCCAUCCGAUAUUGGUGUCCUCUGGGGCGACGAUUGUCGGUAUCUGGGUCCUGGCUCUGAUCCGUGGCGAUGCGCUGGCUGAUGGUCUACGAGACUACUCCAAAGAGCUGACAUACAUCAGACUCUGGAGCGGUGCCCACGGCGCACCAGGAGCAGGCGACAUACUGAGCAGCUUGAUCGCUGCUAGCAUUGUGGGAUUGGCCCUGCCGAUGUUCAAAUACAAGGACGAGCUGCAGCGGAACUUGUUCGUAAUCGCCAUUCCGAACGUCACGCUGGCUGUGGUCUCCUUGUUUGGAUACCCGGCUGUGUGCUAUGCGAUUGGCAUCGCGAACACCAACAGUAUUGCUUUCGCAUCUCGAAGUCUGACGCUCGCUCUGGCACAAAUCGCCGUGGAGAAUCUGGGAGGCAACCUGAACGUGGGAUCUCCAGUGGCUAUCUUUUCCGGUAUCAUGGGCGUGCUGAUCGGUAUGUGGGUAUUGAAGAAUAUACGCAUAGCAGAGGAUGACUACAUCACGCGUGGGAUUACCAUGGGUGCCAAUGCGAGUAGUCUGGCCACUGCGAUGCUGCUGCCCAUUGAUCCAAGAGCCGCGGCGUUUUCGAGCUUGAGUAUGGGUUUAGUCGGUGCGACCACUGUUGCGAUGACCAGUGUGCCGCCUUUGGUUGCAAUAGUACGGGGUGUUGUAGGUCUGUAG